This is a messenger RNA of Cyprinus carpio (common carp), 858 nucleotides long. Its product is annotated as paraneoplastic antigen Ma1 homolog. NCBI's taxonomy places the organism in Eukaryota, Metazoa, Chordata, Actinopteri, Cypriniformes, Cyprinidae. The transcript has a single exon. The record is from RefSeq and is a predicted model, not a curated record. The coding region runs from base 1 to 858 and encodes 285 amino acids.
AUGUCCUUGAAAGAGAAACAAAUGUCACAUGAGCUUCGCAGUUGGUGUGAGACUGAACAAACUGACCCCCACCAUGCCAUUAUUCUUCUUGGGGUGCCAUCUGACACUGAUGUUGCUUUCAUAGAAGACACCGUACAAGCCAUUAAGAUUUUUGGAAGAGUGCGGGCUCACGCUACCAAAGGCGGCUUGACUCCAGACACACUCCAGGUUUUGUGUGAGUGUCAAGAAAAAAUCUGUCCUACCCAGGUUCCAACUGAAGUAUUGCCAUCAUCGGGGAAUACCUGGAACAUCCUUGUAGCAGCAGAUGAUGAACCCAUUGGUGAUGAGUUUCAAGAGAAACUUAAUCGGUUUCUGUCUCAGGAAGGCAAAACCAUGAGUGACCUACAAGGAUUAGUUUAUCCCUUGGUAUCAGGCAUGACUUCUCCUGAAGCCAUCAUUCGGGCAGUAAGGGAACUGCUAGAGAAAACCCCCAAGCCUGUGAGUGAUGGCCAGGCUUAUAGGUGCUUGAGAAUUUUUUCUGGAGUAGUUCCUACAGCUGUCGGUGAAGAAAGUAGUGAGAACUGGCUGGAACAAGCAAGGCUAAUGGUCAUGGAAUGUGAUUUUUCAGUUAAAGAGAAACAAAAGCGAAUAGUUGAAAGCCUUAAGGAGCCAGCUUUAGAAGUUGUAAAGGCAGUGAGGGGCAACAACCCUAAAGCCACUGCAUUAGAGUAUCUUGAGGCUUUGGAGAGUGUUUUUAGUACCUCAGAAUCUGGGGAAGACCUAUAUUUUGCUUUCCGGCUGCUUCGGCAAGAGCCGGGGGAGACCCUUUCUGAUUUCCUGCGUAGACUUGAGCGGUCGCUGACCUUAGUAGUGAAAUGA